Dictyostelium discoideum AX4 is the source of this 513-nucleotide messenger RNA. RefSeq names its product microsomal signal peptidase subunit (gene spc3). Bases 1 to 513 code for a protein of 170 amino acids. The transcript is spliced from 3 exons. Lineage: Eukaryota; Evosea; Eumycetozoa; Dictyosteliales; Dictyosteliaceae. The record is from RefSeq and is a predicted model, not a curated record.
AUGCAUUCUUUAUCGCAAAGAGCCAAUACAAUUGUUUGCUUUGGUGGCAUUGUUUUAGUUGGAGUUUUAUUAUUAAAUGUUUUAAGUAGAGCAUUUUUUUCCGAUCAUGUAGAUGUAGAUAUAAAAUUAAAUGAAAUUCACAGAUUUAAUACCCAACGUAAUUUCGAAUAUUCAUUCAUUUCAAUUGAUUUAGACGCAAAUUUAGAGCCAUUAUUUAAUUGGAAUACAAAGAUGUUAUUCCUUUAUGUUACAGCAGAAUAUAGGACUAAACAAAAUGUAUUAUCUCAAGUUGUCGUGUGGGAUCAUAUUCUCACUGAAAAAUCAAAAGCAAAUAUUCAUGAAAAGCGUCUUUCAAAAUACCCAAUCAUAAAUCAAGGCUUAGGUUUAAAAAAUAAUACAAUUAAGCUCACUUUCAAUUAUAAUGUUGUACCAAUAUCAGGAAUUUUAACAAGACAUCAAGUAGGUACGAGUGAAUUUAAAUUCCCAACAACCUACAUGAAAGAGGCUUAUUAA